This is a messenger RNA of Phacochoerus africanus (Common warthog), 2724 nucleotides long. It is a transcript of the gene CTSC, whose product is annotated as cathepsin C. Gene Ontology annotation, molecular function: cysteine-type endopeptidase activity. The transcript has 7 exons. Gene Ontology annotation, cellular component: lysosome. Lineage: Eukaryota; Metazoa; Chordata; Mammalia; Artiodactyla; Suidae. Bases 110 to 1501 code for a protein of 463 amino acids. The record is from RefSeq and is a predicted model, not a curated record.
GCCCUCGGACUAUUUUAAGGAGCGCGCGCGACCGUAGUGGCCUCAGCCCUCAGCCUGCCACGCUCCGGCUCCCGCUCCCUCCCCCACCUCUCCUGUGCUCCCGGCCGGCAUGGGUCCCCGACUGGGCUCGCUGCUCUCUACCCUCCUGCUGCUUCUUUCCGUCGCGGGCACCGCGCACUGUGACACUCCUGCCAACUGCACCUAUCCUGACCUGUUGGGCACCUGGAUCUUACACGUGGGCCCUGGUGGUUCCCAACGCGAUGUCAACUGCUCGGUUAUGGGACCACCAGAAAAAAAAGUAGUGGUGCACCUUAAGAAGUUGGAUACAGCAUAUGAUGACUUUGGCAAUUCUGGACGUUUCACCAUCAUUUACAAUCAAGGUUUUGAGAUUGUGCUGAAUGACUACAAGUGGUUUGCCUUUUUUAAGUAUAAAGAAGAGGGCAGAAAGGUAACCAGCUACUGCAAUGAGACCAUGACUGGCUGGGUGCAUGAUGUGCUGGGCCGGAACUGGGCUUGCUUCACUGGAGAGAAGGCGGGAAAUACCUUUGAAAAAGUGAACGUGAACACAGCACACCUUAAGAGUCGCCAGAAAAAGUAUUCUAAUAGGCUCUACAAAUACAACCAUGACUUUGUGAAAGCUAUCAAUGGCAUUCAGAAGUCUUGGACUGCCACUGCAUACAUGGAAUAUGAGACUCUUACCCUGAAAGAGAUGACUCAGAGAGGUGGUGGCUACAACCAGAGACUCCCACGGCCCAAACCUGCACCAAUAACUGCUGAAAUACAGGAAAAGAGUUUGCAUUUGCCAGUAUCCUGGGACUGGAGGAAUGUUCGUGGUACCAAUUUUGUUACUCCUGUUCGAAACCAAGCAUCUUGUGGAAGCUGCUACUCAUUUGCUUCUAUGGGGAUGAUGGAAGCAAGAAUCCGUAUACUAACCAACAAUACUCAGACCCCAAUCUUGAGUCCUCAGGAGGUUGUGUCAUGCAGCCAGUAUGCUCAAGGCUGUGCAGGAGGCUUCCCAUACCUCAUCGCAGGAAAGUACGCCCAAGAUUUUGGGCUGGUGGAAGAGGCCUGCUUCCCCUACACAGGCACGGAUUCACCAUGCACAGUGAAAGAAGGCUGCUUUCGUUACUACUCCUCUGAGUACCACUAUGUGGGUGGUUUCUAUGGGGGCUGCAAUGAAGCCCUGAUGAAGCUUGAGCUGGUCCAUCAUGGGCCCAUGGCAGUUGCCUUUGAGGUCUAUGAUGACUUCCUCCACUACCGCAAGGGGAUCUACCACCACACUGGUCUGAGAGACCCUUUCAACCCCUUUGAGUUGACCAAUCAUGCUGUCCUGCUGGUGGGCUAUGGCACUGACUUGGCCUCUGGAAUGGAUUACUGGAUUGUUAAAAACAGCUGGGGCACUAGCUGGGGUGAGGAUGGUUACUUCCGGAUCCGCAGAGGAACUGAUGAGUGUGCAAUUGAAAGCAUAGCAGUGGCGGCCACACCAAUUCCUAAAUUGUAGAGUGUACCUCCCAGCAUUUCAUACUGACCACAUCAGUCAUCAAACGAGACUGAGUUAUUCACAGACUGUAGACUUUUACACUUAACAUUUUCAGAUUUCAGAUAGAUUCCUAUGAAGAUUUGUGCUUUAAAAUUAAAACUGCCCUUGAUUUUAAUAUACCUUCCCAUCAAACACCAGCACGUGAUUAAGUGAGAUUUUUGUGGAUGAUGGGGAAUUGUAAGGUAAUGAAUUUUGAGAAUCAUUUGUAAUUCAGAUGCUAUAUUUUAAAAAAUCUAUGUGAAAGUACAGCCUUAUUUUUAAAUUGUAUAAACCAUGAGAAAAUAUGGCAAUGAUUAUUAAAAUAAAAAACCUUUUGUAAAUAUUCAAGUGAUAUAUAUGUAUUAUAGAAUGUAUGAAGUGCUUAAGAGAAAUUUUUACUUUUGAUUCCAGUUAUAUUCACUUGUCUCACUUACACAGAUACUUUAAAAAGGAAAAAUCACUUCAGGGUAUUUCAAUUAAAAAUAACAAAAUUAUGAAUCUUUACAAUAGGAGGUAAACUCAAAUGUCUAGUGAAUGCUAAGAUCACCUCCUGGAUAUCUGAUGAGCCAGAGAUCAUAGAGAAACAGGAGUUUUGAUAAGAGUCUGGAUAUUGGUUACAUCUUCCUAUGGUGUGUCUUGCAUUUGGAAGUAUUGGUUAGCCUUUAUUGGGUGAACAGUAAUAGCUUAAUUAGCAGAACACUAGCAGUUUAGAUUUGGUCAGAUCUUUGGGAUCUCCAAGGAAUAUUUUGUAGUGACAAGAGGCUAAGUAAAUACAUAGGAUCCAUUAGAAAUGGUAGAUUAGGCAAAAUUAGGCAGUCAGAGCUCUAAACAAUAAAGAACCACAAGCCUUUUGGAGCUGAAAGAGACCUUAGAAAUCAUGUAAUCUAAGUUCUUCUUAACCAGAAAAAAGAAACUAAGGCUUAUAAAGAGAGCAAGUCAUGCAUCCAAGGUCACACAGCUGGUAAAUGGUGAGUUGUGAUUAGAACCUAGCUUUUCUAGGUCUGGCUCUCCUUGAGUGCCUCAGACACUGAAUCGCUGCACUUUCUCCCAGAGUGUCCAAAAUCACUUGGGGAUUCUAAGUGCAUACUUGGAAAUUUCACACUGACAUGUUAAAUCCUAGAGUUUUAUCUUAAACCUCAUGUACUUUUACACUGUAAUUCACUACGAUGACAUUUUUACUCUUCUUAAACUGAAAUGUUAUUCCA